Molecule: messenger RNA, 3594 nt
Organism: Scylla paramamosain (green mud crab)
Lineage: Eukaryota; Metazoa; Arthropoda; Malacostraca; Decapoda; Portunidae
Gene: eIF4EHP
Product: eukaryotic translation initiation factor 4E type 2-like
Exons: 7
Coding region: 131-820 (229 amino acids)
Biological process (GO): translational initiation
Cellular component (GO): cytoplasm; eukaryotic translation initiation factor 4F complex
Molecular function (GO): RNA 7-methylguanosine cap binding; translation initiation factor activity
Source: RefSeq, a predicted model, not a curated record
GAGCCACCUGUGCCAUCAAGAUCAAGAUCGCCGCCAUCAUUAUCAUCAUCAGGUCCGCCAUUGUUAGUGUUAUGGUGGUCAGCUGAUCAGGCCUGUCACGCAUUUCUCUCAGUAUUUCCCUUGCGUCAGAAUGUCCACGAUGGUCAACAAAUAUGAUGCACUGAAGAAUAAUGAGGAGUCUGGAGAAGAGGACAAUGGUGGCAGGGAUCUGAAGGAGAUGGAAAAGCCUUUGCCUCCAGUGGAAGUGAAGCCUGGAGACCAUCGCCUACAGUUCACCUACAACAUUUGGUUCAGCCGGAGAGCACCGGGCAAACAGGCAACCACACAGAACUAUGACCAGAACCUCAAGUUAAUUGGCAGAUUUGCCUCGGUGGAGCAGUUUUGGGCUUACUACAGUCGUUUGGUACGGCCGGCAGACCUCAACUCACACUCGGACAUACACAUCUUCAAGGACGGCAUCAAGCCCAUGUGGGAGGAUGCAGCCAACAAGAAUGGUGGGAAGUGGAUAGUGCGGCUGAGGAAGGGUCUGGCCUCCCGGUGCUGGGAGAACAUGAUCCUGGCCAUGCUGGGGGAACAGUUCAUGGUUGGGGAUGAGAUUUGUGGUGCUGUCAUCUCUGUACGUUUUCAGGAGGACAUCAUCUCAGUGUGGAACCGGACAGCGCAGGACACAGCCACCACCACUCGCAUCCGGGACACACUCAAGCGUGUGCUCAACCUGCCACCCAACACCGUCAUGGAAUACAAGACUCACAACGACUCACUCAAGCACACCCACCACUCCACCAGCAGCUUCCUCCGCAAACCUGGCCCCCUCCACUGAUGUCUCCAUCCCCCCAACCUUCCCCAUUUGCCUGGAAGUGAGGAGGAGGAGAAGGAGGAAGGAAGGGAAGUCUGUUCGGGGAAGGAUGGGAGUGGCGGGUUAUACUGGAAAUCAGGCGAGGCACCGGCUAUUCACUGUUUGGCUGUGUGAGUGAGGUGUUCUAAAUAACUAUGUGUUUGUAUGUCUCUUUAUAUCUUGUGUCUCAUGCUCACAUAUCAUCCUUCUGAAGAACCUCACUGUACUGUGAGCAAGAGUUUUUUGGAUGUACAGUACAAGUAUACUUAUUGGAGGGUGGUGGUGAGAGGAAAAGUGGCAGAAGUACUUUGUGUCGCACACUGUCCUCCACUCACACACACUGAAGAAGACAGAAACCAGUGUUUCAGGAGUAAAGUACUUCUUCAUCCCAUGUUCCCUCUCAGCUUCCACUCACUGGUCUUACAUACUACUACAGUAUACUAAUGAUGGCUUGUCUUGAGAGGUGUGACACACUGCACUCCUCUCCAGUGUGGCAGGUGGAAGUGUUAGUGGUGGUGGUAAUAAUGAUUGGUGAUGAUGAUUGACUAAGAAAUGGUCCCUCACAAAUGGAUUAUGUUCAUUGUAUUAUAGUGUAGGAAAGAAUAACUUAAUAAAUUACUAUCUAUCUCUCAGGUCAAUUGAAAUUUGUCUAAAGUCCUCAGAUGAACAGAUCUCCUUUGAGAAAGGUAUCACAAGAAAGGGAGUGUCAGGACCAAGCUUACAGAGUGAUUACCUAGACUGCUCAUGUGUGACCAUGUAUGUGUUGUGAUGAAUAGUGAUGAUCAAGAUAUAGAUGUCCAUUCUUAUGUUUACUGUGUGUGUGUGUGUGUGUGUGUGUGUGUGUGUGUGUGUGUGUGUGUGUGUGUGUUUUCUACCAUAAAUAACUGGACUGCACAAGCACUGAAUUCUUAAAUGGAUAAUCUGUGUCAGUAGUCUGAGUGCAAUUGUUUGGCUCAUGGUUGUCUUGGAGUUGUUUAUUGAAAGCCAUUGAGAAUAGCAGUUCCUGUCAGACAUUAUAUGAGUAGUUCAGGGAAAGCAAAGAGCAGUAGAUAUCAGUCAUAUCAACUGAUACUUACUCCUCUUUGUCAAGACAAAUUCCCUCUCCUGAUGACAAAUUGUUUAUCCUAGUUUUGUUACCUGAAUUCCUUUCUCAUGGUGAUGUCUGGCAGGAAUCAGUUCCUGAUGGUUCAAGGCAACAAGGAUGCCUCUUGUGGUCCUUGGAAGAGACUUUUUCCUUCAUGCCAUGUGUAGAAGGUCAAGUAUUUUUACAUUCUACAUCUGAUUGGACUGAAUGAGAAGGAACAUUUGAACCACUCAUCAUACUUAACUACUUGAUGAGUUGGUUGAAUGUGAUGAUUGCUUUAAAGUAAAAUGCCACAGCGAUUGUUGGUGCUGCCUUUUCUUUUUCACUGUGAAAACUGUCUGCUGCAGUGGAAUGCAUAACAAGAAUAAGAUUCUGUAAUUAGUUGGAUAUUGGCAGGUGUGGCAUGAGGCAGAAGUUGAUGUGAAAGCUGGCCACAAGAGACUGUCUCUGGGGAUUGAAUCCCUGAUGCCACACUCAAAGUAAACAUGUGAGUGCAACUUGUUAUCACUUAGGCCACAAGUGAUCACCGAGGCUCGUGUGGAUUUUGGUUAGCCUUGGCCAUACUGUCACUACAGUGAGUUGUCUCACUCACUGUUGAACACUGGUUGGUGAAUACGAGAUAGAUGGAUUUCUGUGAAUGAGUUGCAAUACCUAUGGUGUUUGGGCACCCCUGAGGUGUUUAGUGGCACUGGAGGAAUCCAUGGUAGCCUCCUCAUGGUGGGCCUGGAUGUGGGUAGCCAUGGUGUGAUGUGACAGCUGGUGUGCUAAUGGCUGGCUUUGGUUCUGUGACAUAGAGAUGUCUCAUCCCAACUGGCCAUUGAACACCAGUUGUUGCCAGCUUAAUCAUGGCAUAAAUCCCUGUAAUCAGUGCUUGCUGUGGUCACAGUUAGUCCAUGUGUUUCUCAGCUGCCAGCUAUAGGUUUUGGCAUCUGCCCACCAGAACUUUGUCACAGUUGCCCUGUGAGGGAUAUGUGGCAUCAAGGUAUUGAUUGAUUGAUGAAUACUUACGUCUCUCUACUGGAGUGACUUGAAUGUCGUAACUUUUCACUGUACAUAUGAACAUUGAUUUUCACAUUGUUGUAUGUAUUAUCAUCGUAAUUUAUUAAAUAUUCACUUGAGGAUGAAAGUGUUGCGAGUCUCAGAUUUUCUCUUCUCCAAUGAAUCACUGUUUUGUUCUCUUGCCAUCCAAACAACCUGGUUGAACUUUGUUUUGAAUGAUGAAGUACUUUGUGUUAGUUAGUGCCUCUGAGUACCUGAGGGGCAAAGGAUGGAUUCCUUCACUGCCAAGGUAACCACGAGGGAUUGUGUGCAAGAUCAGGUGCAGUAAUGUUCUGCCACAGUCCAGACAUUCCAGACUUUUACUUCAAAAAGGAUACAUGUAAGUUACUGGUUUUGAAAGCCAGAAUCUACCCAUUUAUAGGAGUUUGUGAGGGACCAGUGUACUAAUUUUUCUUGUGGCUCUCAGUACUGAACACUAACAAGGAGUUAUUGAUACCAACCAGAUAGAUUUGUGUCAUCAGCAAACCUGUGUUUCAGUGGCAAUAUAAAUUUGUUGUCUUUAUGUCCUUUGAGGAUACAAAGGAUGUAGACCAGUGCUUCAUAUCAUAGGGUUCUCUCUUUGGCCUUUAUAUGAAAAUAGGGAGUGUUUAAUAGACAAAUAAAUAUUGAAUAAUGU